Messenger RNA from Populus euphratica (Euphrates poplar), 2805 nucleotides. Its product is annotated as CO(2)-response secreted protease-like. Lineage: Eukaryota; Viridiplantae; Streptophyta; Magnoliopsida; Malpighiales; Salicaceae. The transcript is spliced from 11 exons. Gene Ontology annotation, biological process: proteolysis. Gene Ontology annotation, molecular function: serine-type endopeptidase activity. The record is from RefSeq and is a predicted model, not a curated record. Bases 85 to 2451 code for a protein of 788 amino acids.
GAUGCUCUUACACCUCUCACUGCAAGCUUCCUCUGGUGAAAAAGCUCCCUCCCUUGCAUUUAGCCUACAAACGGGUGGUGGGAUAUGCCACUCUUUUCAUUCUCCCCCAUUUUUCUUGCCAUCCCAUCUUUCAUGGCUUCUCUUCUGCAUCAUCUCUUUUUUCUCUCUGCACUCUGCCUUCUCAUCAUCAGCUCCACUGCAUCAAAUCAACUUCCUCAGCAUUAUGUGGUUUAUAUGGGGAGUUCAUCAAGUGGAAAUGGAGGAGAAGCUCCCGAGAUUGCAGAGGCAGAUCAUUUGCAGCUGCUGUCCUCCAUUAUACCAAGCCAUGAGAGUGAAAGAAUAUCGCUAAUCCGUCAUUAUAGCCAUGCCUUCAAGGGCUUCUCUGCCAUGCUUACAGAGAAUGAAGCCUCUCUAUUAGCUGGCCAUGGUGGUAUAGUAUCCAUCUUCCGGGAUCCAAUUCUUCAACUUCACACUACACGUUCAUGGGAUUUCCUGGAGGCAGCAUCAGGCAUGCAAUACAAGCACGAGCAUCCUCCUAUGUCAAGUGAUGUCAUAAUUGGGAUGAUAGACACAGGGAUAUGGCCUGAGUCGCCAAGUUUCAAUGAUGAUGGAAUUGGGGAAAUCCCUUCAAGAUGGAAAGGAGUUUGCAUGGAAGGAUAUGACUUCAAGAAAUCCAAUUGCAAUAGGAAGUUGAUAGGAGCAAGAUACUAUGACUCCAUCCAAAGGACAUACAGUAAUAACAAGACCCACAUGGCUAAACCAGAUGACUCACCAAGGGACUUUGAUGGCCAUGGUACUCACACCACAUCCAUUGCAGCUGGUGCUAAAGUUGCUAAUGUUAGUUACCAUGACUUAGCUGGAGGCACAGCUAGGGGUGGCUCACCUUCAUCUAGAAUAGCAAUAUACAAAGCAUGCACAUUAGAUGGUUGUUCUGGUUCCACCAUAUUGAAGGCAAUUGAUGAUGCAAUUAAGGAUGGAGUUGAUAUAAUCUCCAUUUCUAUUGGGAUGAGCUCGCUCUUUCAAUCUGAUUACCUAAAUGACCCCAUAGCAAUUGGUUCAUUUCAUGCACAACAAACGAAUAUCAUGGUAGUAUGCUCUGGAGGAAAUGAUGGGCCUGAUCUUUACACAAUUGUCAAUUCAGCUCCUUGGAUCUUUACAGUUGCAGCUUCUAAUAUUGAUAGAGAUUUCCAAUCUACUGUGCUGCUUGGAAAUGGGAAGACUUUCCAAGGGUCUGCCAUCAGUUUCUCAAACUUCAAUCGCUCAAGAAAUUAUCCUCUCGCAUUUGGAGAGGAUGUUGCUGCUAAGUUUACUCCAAUAUCAGAAGCUAGGAAUUGCUACCCAGGAUCAUUAGAUACACAGAAAGUUGAGGGCAAGAUUGUUGUAUGCACAGAUAAUGAUUUAAAUAUUCCACGGCAAAUCAAGAAAUUAGUCGUGGAAGAUGCUAGAGCCAAAGGGUUGAUUUUACUCAGUGAGGAUGAGACAGUUGUUCCUUUUGAUUCAGGCACGUUUCCAUUUGCAGAAGUUGGAAAUCUUUCAGGGUUGCAGAUUAUUAAAUACAUCAAUGGUACCAAAAAGCCUACUGCAACCAUCCUUCCUGCCCGUGAUGUUCCUCGAUAUAGACCAGCUCCAACUGUUGCAUAUUUCUCUUCCAGAGGACCUGGGCAAUAUACAGAAAACAUUCUUAAGCCCGAUAUAAUGGCUCCAGGAGUUGCCAUUUUGGCUGCCAUGAUACCUGAAAAAGAAGCAGGGAGUGUUCCUGUUGGAAAUAAGCCAUCUGGAUAUGCCAUAAAGUCUGGUACAUCAAUGGCUUGCCCUCAUGUGACAGGGGCUGCAGCAUUCAUUAAGUCUUUUCAUCAUGGGUGGAGUGCUUCUAUGAUCAAAUCUGCACUUAUGACAACAGCAACCAUUUAUGAUAAUAUGGGGAAACCCUUACAAAACAGCUCACAUCACUUAGCGAAUGCCCAUGAAGUGGGGGUUGGAGAAAUAAACCCACUCAAAGCUCUUAAUCCAGGAUUAGUUUUUGAAACAACCACAGAAGAUUAUUUGCAAUUCCUUUGUUAUCAUGGAUAUUCAGAGAAAAACAUAAGAUCUAUGUCCAAGACAAACUUCAACUGCCCCAGAAUCAGUAUUGACAGACUCAUCUCCAAUAUCAACUAUCCAUCGAUCUCCAUCAGUAACCUAGAUCGACAUAAGCCUGCUCAGACCAUCAAAAGAACUGUGACUAAUGUGGGAUGUCCAAAUGCCACAUACAUUUCCAGAGUGCAUGCUCCUGUGGGUUUAGAGGUGAAGGUUUUCCCAAAGAAGAUUGCUUUUAUCGAAGGGUUAACAAGGGUUUCCUUCAAAGUCUUAUUCUAUGGCAAGGAGGCUUCCAGUGGCUACAAUUUUGGGUCCGUAACAUGGUUUGAUGGUCGACAUUCUGUCCUCCUGUCAUUUGCAGUGAGCGUAGAAUAACAUAACAAAAUAACGUACUAGCAUUGAACAAAGAUACCAUUCAUUUUGAAGUUAACACACACGACUCACUCAUAAGGUUGUAGAUACACGUUGAUGUUCAUACUGUUGUGUCCAAUGCCGGAACCCUUGUUGUAUGGUUGGAGUUAAUUACUGCAAACCACCAGAAUAGGAACAUUCAUAGAUACAUUCAUCAAUUAAUGCCUGUCCAAGACUUUUCUUUCUUUGAACAUCAUGGCAUGUGCAAAUAUUAUUAUCCAAUGUGUCUGCUAUUUGGACUACGGUUGCUUAUGCAAUAAUAGUCAUAAUUACUUCAAUUUAUACGUACUAAAUAAAAGGAUACCCAUGUUUAAUGCA